UGCCAGGAUUUUAGGGUUCUUGGUAGCUAGGAAAUGGAUCCCGCCCCGGCAGCGGCUCCUCCAGCCACUGGCGACAAGGGCAGCGAUGGCGAGGAGGAGAAUCCAGCUGCAGCUGAUGGCGAUGACGAGAGCAGCACAAUCCUCCAGCUCUCGCUGCAUCCGCAGCCCUUCAGUCAGCGGCGGAGGAUCAAGUUCCCGGAUUUCAAAUCUUUCAGCAGUGCCGCCGCUUGGUGUGGGAAAACGAACAUAAUCGCCUGCGCCACGGAGACUUGUGCGAGAGAUCCAGGUUCUCGGCAGAAGCCUACGUUCUGGAUCCCAGUCCAUGUCGUCGAUCCUGAGAGGCCCACGGAGCACGCGAUCUUCAACGUGGUUGCUGACACUCCUUGUGAUUCCAUCGCCUUCAUCGAGUGGUCUCCUCCCAGCUGCGAGCGGGCGCUUUUAGUGGUGAAUUCUCGUGGAAAAGUGACUAUCUGGACUCAACCAUCCAAAGGCCCCUUGAAUGUGGCACGGGCAUUUAAUUGCUGGAAUUGUGAGCACGAAUGGAGGCAAGAUCAAGCAGUUGUCACGAAAUGGAUCACUCCACAGUAUUCGUACCAAUGGACGGAUGCCGGUUCUGGAACUUCACCACUGUUUGAGGAAAGAUUCCUAGCACGUCAAGCUACAAUCUCUGCUAAAUGGCCGAAUUUUCUUUGUGCUUGCAUCGUUUUAUCGUCGGGUGUGGUGCAACUCCGAUGGCGGCAGUCGCCUCUCAAAGACUCCUCUACGCCAGUUUGGUACUCGUCAAGCAGAGGUGUUUUAGGAGCUGGGCCGAGUGGAAUCUAUGCUGCAGAUGUUCUCGUCAACGACGCUGGCUCCUUGAUAGUUGCAGGAGUGCCUAUCGGCAAUCCUUCUACAAUUGUCAUCUGGGAGAUCACUCCAGGCGUAUUUAAUGGUCAGCAGCUGAUGAAGCUUGGUGCGUCGCCUCUACCAUUUACUGCUCCUUCAUGGCCGGGGAUGGCAUCGUUGGCAGCGUAUCUUCUCAGUUGGCAGGAGCUUCGCGAGAAGGACCUUCCUGACAAGGAAGGUCCUUUUCUGCAGUGCUCGCCAAUUUCAAACUUCUCAGCCUACGUGAGUCCGGAGGCGUCCACUGGAUCGAAUGUAGCAGCUUGGGGAACCGGAGUGGCAGCAGUGGCAUUCGAUCCGGAAAAGCAAGGGACGGCGCUUCUUGUUGUGAUAGUUGAAGGACAAUAUAUGUCUCCAAAACAUCCUGAUGGAGGGCCUUCUAUGACCGGAUGGAAGUUUCAAAGGUGGGAAAGUUCACGGCAACAAGUGGCCAUACACUCUGUUUUUGAAGCAGGAGCUGCGAAUUACGGUGCUAUGUCGCAUCCUAUGGCUACAACAUGGAAAACAGUCGUGAACAAGAGCUUUCCUCAGACAAAGCUGGCCAUGUCGUAUAAUAAACGAGAGCGGGACGCUUCGAGCAGCAUGGAUACAGGUGACGCUGCGGCCGAGGAACAGGAAACAGAGCCUUUACCCGUCGUCAAGUGUAUCGCAAAAGUUCGCUUCAGCGGUCACGGGGGAGAAGUUGCGGUGGCACUCUUAGGUGGCGAAGUUCACUUGUUCUCUGGCCCUGGGCUGCUUCCGGUCGAGAACUUCUGCGUCCAAGUCGGGCUUUUGGUUGCAUCUCCAGCUCUAUCUGCUUCCGGUUGCUGCCUCUCAUGUGCCUGGCAUGACACAGACUCCGACACCAGCUUCUUGAAGAUUGUUCGUGUUCGAUCCCUUUCAUCAUCUGGGCCUACAACUGCGCCCCUGGAACGCCAGAUAGCCGACAGAUUUUGGUGGAGCUUGGUAACUCAACUUGAUUGGUGGGACGCUAUUGCGUACUCUCAAAGCGCUGCUGACGAAGGCCUAGUUUCUCUAGGGGCAAUUGCAGCGGUUCUAGAUUCAGAUUUUCAUUCUUUGCCAAAUGCAGGUCAUCGUCAGCAUUACGGACCUGCUCUGGAUCGCAUUAAGUGUAGGAUGUUAGAAGGGGCAGAUGCUGCUGAAGUAAGAGCACUUGUCCUUGAUAUGCAGGCCAGACUUUUAUUGGAAGUCCUAGGCAAAGGCAUAGAAGCAGCACUCGUUAAUCCUUCGACGCUUAUUCUCGACCCUUGGCAAGCACCCAGCGAAACUCUGACAGGUCUUGGCGGUGAAGCCAUGCUUGUUGAUCCAGCUCUCGUUCAUCAAAUUCAGUCUUACGUCGACGUGGUUUUGGAUCUAGCGUCUCACUUUUUGACCCGAUUGCGGAGAUACGCAAGCUUUUGCCGAACUCUUGCUGCUGUCAAAGCACCAAGCUCAAACGGUCCUCCCGCAGGAUCUCAGCCUCCAGCGCCAGCAUCAGCAGCACCAGCACCAGUAGCACCAACACCAGCACCAGUUCCGACACCAGCAGCACCUCCAGCACCAACAACGACAACACCACCACCGCUGCCGCCACCAGGAAACCAACCUGGUGGCGCCAGCAGCAAUGGUGGAAACGCUCAAGUCCACGCUUGGAUACAAGGUGCCGUGGCGAAGAUGAGCAACACUGAUACCGCCACAGUUGCUCCUGCGGCGCCACCUCUAAGCAUGAGCACAUCGACGUUUCCUGGCAUCCCUGCGGUUCGUCUCAUCGGAGACUGCUAUUUCCUGCACAAGCUCUGUCAGCUCCUCCUCUUUUGCCUGGUCUUUCGCAAGAGACAACUCCCACGGUACAUGGGAAAGUCGGAAGUAGCGCCCGUCAAAGCAGAAGAGUCCGCCAACAAUGGACCUCGUCUAAUGCCUACUGUAAAAACUGAGGACGGCCAAGUUGCAAAAGCUGCUUUGGUUCAGCCGUCCAAGGAGGAGCCAGUUCAUACACGUCCUUUAAGACUGGGAAGUGGAAAUGCUGGUCAAGGCUAUACAGCCGACGAGGUGAAAUAUUUAUUUCUCGUGUUGUUAGAUCUAUGCAAGAGAACAGCGCCGCUUGCUCAUCCGUUCCCAAAGUUCCCCGCUGGAGCGAGCAACCCGAGCUUUAGACUACAUUACAUUGAUGGACAGUUCUCGGUGGUCCCCGAGAUUGUCGAAGCUUCUCUUGGCCCACACAUGCAGAAUUUGCCUCGUCCUCGUGGAGCCGAUGCUGCGGGACUCCUCAUGCGUGAGCUGGAGCUCCAUCCGCCCGCGGAAGAAUGGAACAAGAGAAUCAUGUCCGGUGGACCUUGGUCCGAGAGACUGGAAAGCCUGGACAAGCACGAAAGGCCCAUGGAUUUGUGGCCUCGAAAGCGGAGGUUUGCCGAGCGAGACGCUGCUUGCGGUGUGGAAACCGCGGUUGGCUUGGGAAGCUACACAGGUUUCAUGGGCUCCAGGCGGGACGUGAUAACUUCGUCGUGGAAGUCCGUCCUACACGCAGUCUGGCACAAGUGCAUGAGGUGUGGACGGCAAACUGCAUCUCUUGUCCCGUGGUCCCCGAAUUCACAGGCCAGUGCUGUGCCUUCAAAUUCUCGUGAGGCAUGGUGGACUGGAAGAUGGGCGUAUUCGUGUCCGAUGUGUGGUGGUCACUGGGUUCGAGUGGUAUGACACAGGUACACACUACACCUUUUAUUUUUCCCACUAUGGAUCGCCCCAGCUUCUCUUCUUUUAGCAGGAUCGAUCUAUCCCAUGACCACGGGGCGAGGUCUAAACCAAGAACUCCCCAGGAACAAUCCGUGGUCCUCCCCAAUCCGGAAGAUGGCUUGUGCUGGAUGCUCCUGGGGAGCCCAUCUUCUGCGAACUUGUAGGGGCAAUCUGAGGAGCUGUAAAGUAGCGACAACUUCUCCGUGAUCCAUGGGAUGAAUUGCAGUGCCAGGAUUGCUCAUAGACUAAAACUUUUGCAGUCAACCUGGCUGAGGAGGUUGUACGGCACCGUUGACUGCAACAUCUAGGCGGCAAAGUUGCUGAAGUCAAGACACAAGAAUAUUUUUUAGAAGAUAUAAAAUGGUUUAAUUUCAUUAUUUACUAUUACAUUAAAUUUAUAACUUUAGUAAAAA
Molecule: messenger RNA, 4001 nt
Organism: Selaginella moellendorffii
Lineage: Eukaryota; Viridiplantae; Streptophyta; Lycopodiopsida; Selaginellales; Selaginellaceae
Product: mediator of RNA polymerase II transcription subunit 16-like
Exons: 16
Coding region: 34-3552 (1172 amino acids)
Biological process (GO): regulation of DNA-templated transcription
Cellular component (GO): mediator complex
Source: RefSeq, a predicted model, not a curated record